CAGAACUACACUGUAUUGGAAUAAAGGCAUUAUCUGCUUUAAUAUUAUCUACUCUUAACUUGGUUUGUUUGACCACUGAGACUGUUGUAGCGAACCAGACAGGGCCUUAAUGUUCAUUAGGUCGUCCUCCUGUGCACACAGCAGACUGAGGUUGACAGGUUUGUUGUCACAGAUCAAAAAAAGCUUUGGGGAAAUCCCUCUCUUAACAACAUCGUCGUAACAACAUCGUUCGAAAGAAAGCACAUGUUGCGCCAGGAAUCUACGCCUGAAAUUUAAAAAAAACACACGCACAACAAAAACAGCACAAAAAAGGAACCAGCCACAAUGCAGCACACAUCAAAGCGACCCGUGAAUGACGCAGUUCUCUUAACCUGCGGGGUGAUGUAAUGCCUGGCGCUGUUUGCUUCCCUGCAAUGGGUUAUGAAGAACAAUGUCAUUGUGUAGGAGCAUUCAUUUUCACUGUGAUGACAAAUAAUUUCAGAUUACAGUUACAGUUACAACUUUGUGGUUAAGUGAAACCAGCGGAUUAUCUGUGACAGAUGAGUUGUAACGUUUUACUUUUACAGCACUAUUUAACUGCAUUAUUGUCCUGAGGAUGUGUAAAGUCUUUUAAGUGUUUUAAGGAUUUUUUACUCUUAUUAACUCCAAGCAUUGAUAAUUAAAUCCUGGUAUUUAGGCAUUGGAAGUAUGAUAUUCCCAAGGAUUGUUGUUCCUAGUUAGGAUUAGAUUUUUUUAAGUAGUUCUGGAGACGGACCUUGCAUAGAGAACAUGCCUUCACUCUUCUCUCACUUGAUUUUAUGCAAAUGCCCAGUGUUAACAUAACGAAUGCUGUAAAUACAAAACAAUAAGUUUUAAUGUGAGUUACAGUACAAAUGUCUAAAUAUCCUUAGAUGUUCUUACAUCUACAUGUUAUUGUGCUCUAGAGAAUCUGUUUUUCUGCAACAAAUAUAAUGUGUAACAUUUAUUUAUCAUAUUCAAUCAUAUUUUUUAAGCUACUCAUAUGAGUUUCAUGUUUGACUUCAACAGAAAUAUAAAAUCAAAAUAAUAUAGCCACAUUAUUGUCCUCCAUGGCACCUCGUCUGUGCCAAACGAAAUGAUAAGAAACCACAGGCUUUGACUCCCUUAAAAUGUGAAACUCUGACAAUCUACAAAAACAGGACAAACUUUAUUGCUGUCAUUUAAACGUCUGCACAUCUGAAACCAAUCAUAAACACAGUGACUGUACAGUAGCACUUCUUUGGAUAAUACUAACGUAAAAAUUACAUUGUAUGAAGAGACAAUAGAUAGGCAAAAUAAACCACUCCCCCCAGUUUGACAGCCCUCACUGGCCAAUGAGAGGGGGAAGGAGGGCAUGUGUGGAGUAUAAGAGAGGUGACAUCCAGGUGGGACAUCACACAGGUGAGCAUUCACGUUCUGACAUCUCCGCCUUUUAAUGCCUGAGGAUAUUACUUUACUGCACCACACGCAGGAGUGCGCCUUCGAUAGGUACGUCGAUCUUUGCUGUUAUUCACUCGAGUCAGCUGUUUUUGUCUUUUCUUUUCAUGUGAUGGUGUCUGAUAAGUUAGAGAAGUGGUGUUGAGUUUAUGUGUGACAGCUUCUUUCACUUCUCAGUUCAUGUUUUGACCAUUGGUUCAACUGAUGAGGUCGUCUUCUCUUUCCAGAUCAUCCUUUUAGUAUGCUGACAGAGAUGGAGACGAUGGCUUAUGCAACUGAGAUCAAGCUAAGUGGAGGCAGAGGAGCCUGGAGUGGAGUGGCUCCUUCGUCCUGCCCUGAGGUUGACCUGGAGGUCAUCGAGGAGUACCUGCAGGAGCACUCGCUGGAGGUCCAGCCUGCACACAUGCCUGCAUCACCUCUGACCUCAAUGGGGCAACACAUACACUCGCACCAAGGCAGCAGAAUUAUAGAGAAUAGUUGGUCAGGUCAGCAUGCUUAUGAGUGGCACUGUGGCUCUCACAGUGAGGAAUACAGACAGCAGCCCGAAGCCUGGACUAGUCCCCAUGACAACCAGUGGGGACACAUAGCAUAUUCCGAUGAGGCAUCUGGAUACAUUGACUCAGAUUCCCAGUCUAGUAGCUCCCAGUACCAGGAUUCACCGUCACCAUCCUCUGACACAGGGAGCAGGAAGGACAGAGAUCCCCUGCCUCUUGCACCACUGUCAGGAAAGAGGAAGGAGCGGCUGUUCCAGUUCCUGUUUGAGAUGCUUCAGACGCCAUCGAUGCGUAGCUGCAUCUGGUGGGUCCAGUCCUCCUCUGGCACAUUUCAGUUCUCUUCCCAAAACAAGGAGAGCCUGGCCCAGCUGUGGGGUCGGCGAAAGGGGAACCGCAAGCCCAUGACGUACCAGAAGAUGGCACGGGCUCUAAGGAACUACUCUCGCACAGGCGAGAUUCACAAAGUUAAACGGAAGCUCACUUACCGCUUUGAUGAGAAGACGCUAAAAUGUCUACAGGGAGACUCAAAUACAACGUAGAAACAAUGGAUCUAUAUUAGCAUAGAAAUAGAUUAAGGACAAAGGGUGUGAAGGGAAAUCACUUUGGGUGUCCCAUGAAUCUCGUGUCUGCUUAUUAUAGUUCUGUGUUUGAAUAACAAAUGAAUACUGAGUAUUUGAAAGCCUGAAGCGGACGCACCGCAGCUCAGAGUCGGUUAUGCAUACAGACCCACAUUGUAUUCAGUGUGAGGGGAUGAACUGUAAAUGCAAACUUCAGGUACAGGCGAGGUGGGAGAGGUGAUCUGGCUUUUAUCAUGUAAAUCGAAAAGGUUAUUGUAGAACAUCUACUUUAUAAGUAGAACUUAAAUCCUUCAAAAUAAAAGUAGCAUAUUUCUCUUCUUUGUGUGUGAUUCUGUAUCGCAGAUAUUUAGCAGAUGCAGUUUACAAUCAUCUUCUUCAUUGGUUAAGAAAACAUCUGUUUGUGUCAAAAAUGUCUUUUUUAUGAUAAAAUAAAUCUACACAUAUUUUCCUCUGA
Messenger RNA from Neolamprologus brichardi, 2960 nucleotides. The record is from RefSeq and is a predicted model, not a curated record. Lineage: Eukaryota; Metazoa; Chordata; Actinopteri; Cichliformes; Cichlidae.